AUCCAAAAAAGAAAAAGAAAUGUAAAUAGCAAAAAAGACCCGGAGUAAACACUAUAUCAGCCGUUUCAAGAUCCUAUAAAAUAGUCUCAUUCUCUCUCUCUACUUACAUGUGCUCUGCCGCUUUUAAAUCUCCUUCUUCUUCCUCGUGUCACUCUUUCUCACACUCUGCAAAAACAUUUUCUUUCCUCUGCACACUAAAUUUCUCCAGGAAUAUUUCCUAGAAAAACCAAGCUUAAAGACUUCUGCCCAAAAAGGAGCAUCUUCCUCUUUAGUUUCUUUUUUUUUUCUCUCUUAUCUCUCGAUAACCAGCCGGUGCGUUUUUUUUGAUGAUUCCAUAAGAAUAUAACAAAAAGCUCUUUACUUUUUGUUUUCCCCUUUCUUCAACUUUCCUGGAAAAUCUUCGCUUUCCCUCCUCCUCCUCCUCUUCUCUCCUUGUAUUACCAAGGUUUCCCUCUUGCAGCUUUCCUUUGUAGCUUUCUAUAAAAAAAAAAUCUCUCGUCCUUUGAUAAAACUUUUUUGCAGAGGAGCAUCACUCUUUUUUCUCUUGUUGUUCAAGUUUCUUCUUCUUUAUUCUUUGUCUCUUUCCUUUUCUUCUUUUUGCUUUCAAUUGCUUUCACAGUCUCUCUGAUAUAACCACACACACACAUACAUAGUCACAGUCUAAACAACAGUGAGAGAGAGAGAGCAAUAAGGAAAUGGAAACGGAGAAGAAAAUCAUUCUCCCGAGAAUCAAAUUCACAGAGCACAAAACCAACACGACGAGAAUCGUACCCGAUUUCCACCAACAACCAAGGAUUCUGCGUAUCUCCGUCACCGACCCAGACGCAACCGAUUCCUCCAGCGACGACGAAGAAGAAGAACACCAACGAUUCGCCUCUAAACGCCGUCGUAUCAAGAAGUUCGUAAACGAAGUGGUUCUCGAUACUGGUUACAAUCAAAUCGAAUCCAAGAAGAGACGGAAGAGAGCUGUUACCGUGAAAUCAGAGACUCCUGUUGCUGCGUCGGCGGCGACGACGACGACGGAGAAGAAAUUCCGGGGAGUAAGACAGCGACCAUGGGGAAAAUGGGCGGCGGAGAUAAGAGAUCCGCUUAGACGUGUACGCGUCUGGCUUGGAACUUUCAACACGGCGGAAGAAGCCGCCAUGGUUUACGACAACGCCGCGAUUCAGCUUCGUGGCCCCGACGCUCUCACCAAUUUCUCCGUUACUCCGACGACGGAGGAAAAAUCACCGCCACCAUCGCCGGUUAAGAAGAAGAACAAAAUCAAAGACGACGUCGCUUCUUCCUCCAUCAGCGGAAGCAGCAGCGACUGCGUCUGCUCUCCGGUGUCUGUUCUCCGAUCUCCGUUCGCCGUCGAUGAAUUCUCCGGCACUUCUUCAUCUACCGUCGUCAAGGAAGAAGAGCCCUCUACGACGCCGAUAACGGCAGUAUCGGAGACGUUCUCCGAUUUCUCGGCGCCGUUGUUCACAGACGAGGAUUUGUUCGAUUUCCGGAGCUCGGUGGUUCCCGACUAUCUCGGCGGCGACUUAUUCGGAGAAGAUGUAUUCACGGAUACGUGUACGGAUAUGAACUUCGGGUUUGAUUUCGGAUCCGGAUUAUCCAACUGGCAUGUGGAAGACCAUUUUCAAGAUAUUGGGGAUCUAUUCGGGUCGUCGGAUCCUCUUUUAGCUGUUUAAAUAAAUAAAUAAAUAGUUUGCCGGCAGUUACUAAAACGGUGGCGAAGUUUUGUACCGGGGAGAUUAUCUCCGUGAUGUUCGUUUUUUUUUUUCUUUAUGAAAUUAGCUAUAUAAAUCAAAUUGUAUUA
This is a messenger RNA of Eutrema salsugineum, 1804 nucleotides long. RefSeq names its product ethylene-responsive transcription factor CRF2. Lineage: Eukaryota; Viridiplantae; Streptophyta; Magnoliopsida; Brassicales; Brassicaceae. The coding region runs from base 696 to 1676 and encodes 326 amino acids. Gene Ontology annotation, biological process: regulation of DNA-templated transcription. The record is from RefSeq and is a predicted model, not a curated record. Gene Ontology annotation, molecular function: DNA-binding transcription factor activity; DNA binding. The transcript has a single exon.